Hansenula anomala is the source of this 1341-nucleotide messenger RNA. RefSeq lists its product as uncharacterized. The annotation marks the transcript as partial. NCBI's taxonomy places the organism in Eukaryota, Fungi, Ascomycota, Saccharomycetes, Phaffomycetales, Wickerhamomycetaceae. Gene Ontology annotation, cellular component: membrane. The record is from RefSeq and is a predicted model, not a curated record. Gene Ontology annotation, molecular function: transmembrane transporter activity. The transcript has a single exon. Gene Ontology annotation, biological process: transmembrane transport.
UUAACUUAUGCUGAGGAGAGAAAACUAUUGAGAAGAGUUGAUUUGCAUUUAAUGCCCCUAAUGAUAUUAUUGUACCUUUGCAAAAAUUUGGAUGUCAACAAUAUCAGUUAUUUAACUACAAUGAACAAGGGAACCCAUUAUAACGUUUUGACAGAGCUUGAAAUGACUAAAGAUGAUUGGUCUUGGACAAGUACUAUAUAUUUUAUUCCAUUCAUCAUAUUUGAAAUUCCUUCAACAAUCAUGAUGAAAAAAUCUACACCUAAAGUUCAUUUGUUUAGAAUUGCUUUCCUAUGGGGUGCUGUUACUGCUUGUCAAGCUGCUGUUAAAAACAAAGCUGGAUUGUAUGCGUUACGCUUCUUACUUGGAGCAGCAGAGGCUGGGAUGUACCCUGGAAUGCUAAGUUUAUUAUGUUUCUGGUAUAGACCAGAUGAAAUCACUACGAGAAUGGCUUUCUUGGGUGUGUUGGGAUCGUUUUCCAAUAUUUUAACAGCAUUUAUCACUUAUGGUUUCAGUUUUGCCAGUGGAAAGGGAGGCUUAUCUGGUUGGCAAUGGGUUUUCCUUAUUGAAGGUAUCUUCACUGUGCUCUGCUCGUUUUUGAUUCUUUUCUAUUUACCUAAUUAUCCAGAUUCUGCAAUCAAUUGGUUAGAAGAAGAGGAAAAAGCAUACUUAUUGGCCAGAUUACCUCCACAAUCUCCCAAAUCAACUGAUGCAAAUAUAAGUUUACCAGAUAUUCAAAAGGCCUUGCUGCUCUCAACAACCUGGGCAUUCUCCUUUUUGAGAUUGUUUCAAAAUUUAGGAACUUAUGGGCUGGCAUUUUGGUUGCCUUCAAUUAUCCAGGAAUUUGGUUUAGGAGCUCCACAGACAGCACCACUAUUAAGUGUUCCAUCUGCAGCAAUGGCUGUACUUUCAGGAAUUUCAUUUUCAUACCUUGUUGAUAGGGCUUAUUUUCCUUCAGGUUAUCUUGUCUUUGCCUCUUUAGUGGUUUCAUUGAUUUCAUUCAUAGUUAUGACAACAGUUCACCUCAAACCAGUCAUUUAUGCAUUUAUCAUAGUUGCAACACUUUCAUCUGCUGCCGAUAAUACAGUUAUGAGCUCCUGGAUGACCCUUACAUUGGAAGGUUCUUCUCAGAUUGGGUUUGCAUUUGCCUUUUCAAACUCACUGGGUCAAUUGGGUGGUAUAAUUGGUCCUCAGAUUUUUAGAGCUCGUUAUGCUCCUACUUAUACGGUACCAUAUGCUGUGUGUUUAGCAUUUCUUGGUCUGGCAAUGAUCAUUGUUACAUUUAUUUGGUUGAAAACUAAAAACGUUACUUACAAAUCGAUGAGAGAAAGAAGACAAAGAUUG